Parathielavia appendiculata is the source of this 4856-nucleotide messenger RNA. Its product is annotated as nucleoporin-domain-containing protein. The record is from RefSeq and is a predicted model, not a curated record. Bases 264 to 4541 code for a protein of 1425 amino acids. Gene Ontology annotation, cellular component: nuclear pore; nuclear pore inner ring. NCBI's taxonomy places the organism in Eukaryota, Fungi, Ascomycota, Sordariomycetes, Sordariales, Chaetomiaceae. The transcript has 3 exons. Gene Ontology annotation, biological process: protein import into nucleus; RNA export from nucleus; transcription-dependent tethering of RNA polymerase II gene DNA at nuclear periphery. Gene Ontology annotation, molecular function: structural constituent of nuclear pore.
CUUUGGCAGCUGCAUAAAGCAUCCCGCAUUUCCAACGACGACAUCGUGAUCCGAACAGCCUUGCAGCAAGUUAGCUAGCUUCCCAACUUUACCCCCAAGUCGCUUUGAUGGUUUAAUUGCCCGAGGACACGAGCUGCAGGAAGUCAGCUCCGAACGAACAAGGGGGGAAGCUCCAUUUACAUCUCGCGGCUGCGACUUCAACCGACCGACGACAGCUUCGUUGACCGCGCUGCGGGCUCGUCAGGGCCCCCAACGCCGCCGACAUGAACCCCGUCACGCCAAUGCGCCAGAUCCCUGGGGCAUUUAUCAACACGCCGGGACCGAACACGGUCCGGCGGAAGCUCAACUUCAAUGAGACUGCUGGUCCUGGCGCGAAUAGCACAGUCGGGACCACAACAGCGCCGAUAUCAACCGCUUUGGGGGCGGGACAGCCAGAAAUUGCUACGGGCAUGUUGCCACCGUCGCAACCCCGAGACGAUCUGCCUCCUGAGGCAAAGGCCGCCCAGGUCAUCAACCAGACUCUGCAGCUCGAUGAGAGCUACCCCGACCUUGACUCUUAUUGCAGACCUGGCGCGUCGUCCGACUACGAGAUCCAAUUCGCCGAUUCAUCAUGGGCCCCGUUCCACAAGGUGUCAUCGUAUCCCAUACCGGAUCAGGUGUUCUCACGCCUAAACCAGGGCGCCGUGUCUACCAAGAUUGGCUUGUUCGCUGACAUAAACUACGCCUGGGCUGCGAUUGACGACUCCCUCUUCCUGUGGGAUUACACACAUCCGGACCCAGAGCUUAUUGGGUACGAGGAUGCCACCCACACCAUCACAGCUGUCGCUCUUGUGCCGCCCAAGCCAGGCGUGUUCGUCAACACCAUCACGCACAUCUUGGUGGUUGCCACCACCAGUGAGAUUACUUUGCUAGGUGUCGCCGCUACUCCCACCCCGUCCGGCUCCAAGACGGUCACGCUGUAUCAGACGAAGAUGGCGGUCCAUCGCGGAGGGAGCGACGUCAGCUUCAUCGUUGGCACCACAACCGGCCGCAUCUUCCUCGGCGGCGACACCGAUACAGAUAUCCAUGAGCUGUUCUACCAGCAGGAGGAGAGGUGGUUCUCGAGCAGGUGCGGCAAGAUCAACCACACGCAUCCGGGGUGGUCGUCGGUCGUCCCUAGUCUUCCGCUGGCCGGACUGCCGUUUGGCCAGCGGCAGCAGGAAGGACUCAUCGCCCUUGUUGUUGACGACACGCGGAAUCUCCUCUAUUCGCUGUCCAACCGCUCGACCAUCCGCACCUACCACAUGGAGUCUCCCGAGAAGCUUACGAGGGUCAUCGAAAAGGACAAGAUGAGCUGUCUACGCGACUUUGCCCACAUGGCAGACAGCUCCCCUCUCUUCACUGAUCGUACUAAUAUUGUCUCCUUGAGUCCCAUCGCCGCCACCGAAGCUUCAAAGCUGCAUCUCAUGGCUCUCACCGAUACAGGCUGCCGCCUUUUUCUGAGCGCCACUAGCUCCGCGUCGUACAGCAUGGGAGGGUCCACAAGUCUCGCACCGCAGAGCAUGCAGCUUCAGUUCGUCAAGUUUCCGCCGCAGGAACCAGGAGCCCGGUCCCGGACCAUGACAAGUCAGACCGCUGAGGGGCAAUUAGACAAGACCUCGCGAGCGCUCGACCCCAGUGGUCUCGGUGUCCGGUUUGCGCCGGGCUAUUUCUUUGACGUCGUCCGGAAACAGCCCAGUGCCGAUAUUCUCUUCGUCUCUGCACCGGAUACGGGCAAAAUCAAGAUCACCACACCCACGUCGUUGCUCAAGUACUUUGAGCAAGGGACCUGGAUUGACCUGGCGAGUGGCAGCCGGAUUCUGGAGAUCGGUCUGACGACACCUCCGUUCUCCGCCUCAAAGCAGCCCCUUGGUUUUGGCAAUGAGCUCGCCGUCCAGUUCGAUAAUUCCCCGUCGGAAUUUGCGAUACUCACUAACACGGGAGUACACGUCGUCCGCCGGAGGAGACUUGUCGACAUCUUCGCCAAUGCGCUUAGGACGUGCGCUGGUGACGAGAGCCUUGACCGGGAGGUGCGAAGGUUUCUCCACCAGUACGGCCGCGUUGAGACCGUCUCCGCGGCCCUGGCAGUCGCAUGCGGUCAGGGGAGUGACUUGCGCACUGGCACCACCAGGACAACAGACAGGAAGACAGAAGACUAUGCCCGCAUGGCGUUCGUCGAGUACGGUGGCCAGCCAAGACUUAGCGAGUCGGACGGAAAGCAAGCAGUGUCAGAGUGCGUCCGGCUCUCUUCACGGCAUGACGCAUUGGCUCUGUACCUCACCCGUCUGAUCCGGAUGCUCUGGAAGUCCAAGGUCGUCGGGAUCGGAGCAGAGAUCUCGUCGACCAUUCCGACCACCAAGCUCGUCAUGAUACAGGAGAAUGUGGAGCGCCUCCGGAAUUUCCUCGAAGCGAACAAGAGCACAAUCCAGGGGCUUGCUGGUCCACCCGAACGGCUAUACGGCAGACAGGAAGAAAUUGCCUUGCAGAAGGAGCACCAGGCUUUGCACGGCUUGCGGAAGCUGAUGGAGAGCGUCUCGGAGGGCAUCUCGUUCGUGCUGAUGCUGUUCGACGAGCGCGUCUCGGAUAUCUACGCCCGCCUGGACCCUACCUCUCAGCAACAGCUUCGGGAUCUAACCUAUGAGCAGCUGUUCUCUCAAGCUCCCGGACGAGAACUCGCCAAGGUGUUGGUUAAGGCAAUUGUUAAUCGCAACAUUGCGAGCGGCGCCAACGUCGAGACUGUUGCCGACGCUCUGAGAAGGCGAUGCGGUAGCUUCUGUUCUGCCGACGAUGUCGUCACCUUCAAGGCCCAGGAGCAGCUGCAGCGCGCCAGCGAGCAGACUCAAAAUCCCAACGCCCUCCGCACACUACUGGCCGAGAGCCUACGUUUGUUUGAGCAGGUCGCAGGCAGCCUCACCCCGGCUAACCUCCGGGGUGCUGUCGAGCAGUACAUCGAGCUCAAGUACUACGCUGGUGCCAUUCAGCUGUGCCUGACCGUAGCGCAGCAAAAGGACAGGGGGAACACGGCCUUGUCUUGGGUCAAUGAUGGCAAGCCGGCAAACGACUCGCGUAAAAAGGCGUUCGACGAGCGCAAGAUAUGCUACACGCUGAUCCACGAGGUUCUCGACAAGCUUGAGGUCGCAUUCGCAGGCGAACCUGAGGUCAUCGAUGGACGGCCGACCAUCGCGGCCACGAAGCGUAUGGAGGCGUACUUGGUCGUCAACGACUCAAAUGACGAAGUCUUCCAUUUCGAUCUGUACGAAUGGUACAUUGAGAAAAAUUGGACCGACCGGAUUUUGUCAAUCGACUCCCCACACGUCAUCACGUACUUGCAGCGGCUGGCAGAGACUGACUACCAGCACGCGGAGCUCCUCUGCCGAUUCUACACACACCGCAGCCGCUUCUUUGAGGCCGCCCAGGUCCAGGCGGCGCUGGCAAAGUCAGAUCUCAACAUUGGGCUCAAGGACCGCAUCACGCUGCUCAGUCGCGCCAAGGGCAAUGCCAGUGUUAACACCAUUGGCAUUAGCCGUCAACAACAGCAGUUGCUCAACCAUGAAGUAACGGAACUUCUCGAGAUUGCGCAUAUUCAGGACGAUUUGCUCGAGCGGCUGCGGGCAGACCCCCGCAUUGCGCAGGAGAAGUUGCCCGAUAUCGAGGAGGCUCUUGACGGGCCGAUCAAGGGCGUAACUGAGCUCUACAACGAAUACGCCGACCAGGCCGCCUACUUCGACCUCUGCCUCCUCAUCUUCCACGCCGCAGACUACCACAACCCCCGCGUCAUCAUGGACACGUGGUCCCAGCUUCUCGAGCAAACCCACUUCGAAACGGAACAGCGCCAGACGCACUGGGCGCUCGUUCAAGCAGGCCGCCCGCUUCCUGAAGGUGCCCCGCCGCUCACGGGCGAACCCCCUCUGCCCUACGAGUCCGUCUCCCAGGUCAUCCAGCUCAUCGCCCACCGCACGUCGCUCGACAGCCUCGUCUUUCCCGUUGACGCCCUGCUGCCCGAGGUAUGCAGAUAUGCGGUCAACCAAGGCCAGGACGCGUCCAUCGGCGCCGACCCGUGCUGGCCCGUCAGGCUCUUUAUGAACCUCGGCGUGCCGCAUGCGCUAGUGGUGCAGGUGCUCGAGAAUGUGUUUGAUGCGCAGGAGGCGCCGUUCACAGGGAAGCGGAGGAAGGCAGUCGUGCAGUGGAUCGCGGCGGCCGUGGAGGCGUGGGUGAGGGAGGUGGAGAGGAGGGCUGCUGGGGUCGGGGCCUUGGGUGGUGGCGGUGCGGGUUCCGGUGGUGGUGGUGGUGCUGGCGGCGGGGAGGGGGCCAUUGGUGCGUGGGUCAGUGAGUUGCUUGCCAGGGCGGAUGAGUGUUUGGUGCAGAUUUCGCCGGCCGCGCCGGCUAGUGCUAGGGCUGGCGGCGCCGUGUCGGCUGAGGUGGAGGAGCUGUUGGAGCUGAGGCGGGUGGUUAAGGCGCUCAAGAGAAGUGUGGAUGGGAUUUUGGGUGGGGAGGGGUUGCUUGGGGGAAGUUUGUUUCGGUGAGACCGGUUUAUGGCACGAGCAAGCGGGGCAUGAGCAUGAAACAGAAAAUAGUGAGGAGUGGAAGGGUAGGGGAAUCGCUGUUGGAUGGGUGUUCUAUCAGACUCUUGCAGGAAAGGCGAGAUGAUGUUGCAAAGAAGAUGUUAGCUUAGAGCAGCGUGCUUGCGUGUGACGGUGUGACUGUAGUUUGGGGUUUGUGUUUGGUCAGGUAUAAUACUACGGAUGUACAUACAUACUACUAAGGGCGAUUCAGGUUUUGCCUGUGAAAGGUGGCGUCUUCUGGCUGCCGGUGCUUGAUAUGCAGGUAAAACAAGAGGC